AUGGGUAACGGAGCCAAAGCACAGCAGAAACGCGACAGGAAGGGCGAUGCCGGCCCAAAGGAAGCAAAGAGCCAACUGAAAGCCAACGCUGCCGCCCAGACCAUCAAGUGCAAGACCUGCUUCCAGACAUUCCAGGGCACCACGAGCCGUAAGAUGCUUACCGACCACGCAACCAACAAGCACAGCAAGGACUUUGCUGUCUGCUUCAACGAAGACGAGGGUGUUGUAAAAUAA
Messenger RNA from Alternaria postmessia, 234 nucleotides. RefSeq lists its product as uncharacterized. The transcript is spliced from 4 exons. The record is from RefSeq and is a predicted model, not a curated record. NCBI's taxonomy places the organism in Eukaryota, Fungi, Ascomycota, Dothideomycetes, Pleosporales, Pleosporaceae. The coding region runs from base 1 to 234 and encodes 77 amino acids.